AUGGCGACUCGUUUCGUGAAGUCCCUUGUGAAUCGAAAUCCACGUAACAAUGAGCUCAUGGGUAGACAAGCUGCUAAUAUUGGAUAUCAAUUUGAGAAGGACAAAAGUGCCCGUAGCUAUAUUUAUAAAGUAGAAUUAGUAGAAGGAAAAUCCCAUCGCGAAGGCCGACUUGUUCAUUAUAAGGAUGGAAUCGUUAUCAGUGCUUCAACAAAAGAACCAUCAAUUGCUAAUCAGUUAUAUAGUAAAACUGACACAUCAGCUGCAUUGAACAUUGGACGAGUUCUUGCUUUACGUUGUCUCCAGUCUGGAAUCCACUUUGCAAUGCCUGGUGCAACUAAAGAAGCAAUAGAAAAAAGUCAACAUCAAACAUAUUUCUUCAAAGCUCUGGAAGAGGAAGGCCUCACUCUGAAAGAACCUGAUCACAUUGAACACUCGUAUGAGAAUGACAAAUCCUUCACCUGGAAGCGAUACCCACUGAAGCCAACUAGACAGAAUAAACUCGACGAGCUCUAA
Caenorhabditis remanei is the source of this 513-nucleotide messenger RNA. RefSeq lists its product as uncharacterized. Gene Ontology annotation, molecular function: 5S rRNA binding; structural constituent of ribosome. The coding region runs from base 1 to 513 and encodes 170 amino acids. The transcript is spliced from 3 exons. The record is from RefSeq and is a predicted model, not a curated record. Gene Ontology annotation, biological process: translation. Gene Ontology annotation, cellular component: mitochondrion; ribosome. NCBI's taxonomy places the organism in Eukaryota, Metazoa, Nematoda, Chromadorea, Rhabditida, Rhabditidae.